AUGACAGGCGACAAGACAGCAACUUCGCGCGUCUCCUUCCACCAGGAGCGGGACCAGCAGAGCAAGCCGACCCCUGAGCAACGCAGCUGGCUUAGCCGAGCUCGUAAGAAUCAACCGCAAUGGAAUGCACUCGGGGCUGGCUCGCUCAUCUUCGUUUCGGGUGGCAUGAGCACGGCCUGGGGUGCCGGCUUUGCAGCGCAUUCCAUGUAUACGGAGCUGCUGAAACGAACGUUCCAUAUGCAAAUCUGCUGGUAUGGAGCAGCGCUACUUGGAGCCGUAAUAAGCGCCAUAUUGACCCAUCGUACCCCACAGCGCCCUGUUUAUGUUCUGAGCUCUUGCCUGGUGCUAAUCUGUGGCAUGCUUUACUUAACGCUGCCGGAGCAACCAAAUGCCAUCAUUGCAGCCCGCUACUUGGAUGGCUUUGCCAAUGGCUUGGUCUUUGUUCCCACCUUAACCACAGUUGGCGAGCUAUCUGUUUGUGAGAUGCGGGGCGUGUUUUCCGCAGCCCUCGAGCAGAUGAGCUACAAUUUCGGCAUCUUUAUCCUUCUCAUCUACACUGCCAUCUGGGAGAGUGGCUGGAAUGUGACCGUGGUUGCCGACCAGGCGCAUGGCCUGCUAAGCAUUAUUUUUGGAGUUGUAGCCCUGGCUCUGGCACUGACCUGUUGCGUCGAGUCACCGGUGUAUUUACUGCUGCGGCGUAGUGAGCAAGCUGCGGUAGAUGCUCUGCGUCAUCUGCAACGUCCAUUCGUGGUGACGUGCGAAACUUUUCUGCUACUGGACGAGCACAAGCGCUACGUAGUUGCCAAUCGAGGCCUGAGUUGGUCUCAAAGCAUCCAACAGGGUCUAGUGCCAUUGCUAAAGAUCGUCGCACAUCGCUCACUUUGUGCCCUUAGCCUUACUCCCAUCGUGUGGAGAGCUCUGUAUGAAACAGCUGUGGGGCUAACGCCUCACUUUCACACCUGGCCCUAUGCGGUCUUUGGUACUUUGCGCUGGAGCGGCUCCAUCUGUGUUGUGUUCUUGAUGGACUCCGGGGGCCGUAAGAAGCCCUCGCUAUUUGGCACCUUUGCUGGCGGCGUGUUUGCCAUUGCCUUUGCCAGUUUGCUUGACCGUGUGCCUCGCUUGAUAUCCGCAUUGAUCAUACUGUUUUUCUUUCAAUUUUUCGCUGGUGUGGCGCAUGCAGCUUCUGCUGUCUACCUGACAGAGGCUUUUCCAUUGACAUUCAAGCCGUACUUUGUGGCGCUCGUCUACAUCAUUGAGCUGAUGAUCAAGAUGGUCUUUUGCAUAUGCACUCCAACGCACACGGACAUAGCGCUCUAUUUUUACAUAUUAGGGGGAUUAUCCUUUAGCUUCUUUCUGCUAGGCAUCUUUUGUUUGCCAGAAACGAAGCUGACAACUCUGUCACAGGCUCAGCCUAAGAUACGAAAGUGGUUCAAUGAAGACUUCUGAAUUUUGAUCUACAGACUAAGCUAAUAAAAAAAAUUGCAAAGCAGAAAACAAUGAAGAUGUAUCGACAAUAUAUUGUGUAUUUGAGAAGUGACUAAGUUUCAUCGUAUGACUCAUUUAAAUUUGAUUAAGUUAAUCAAAUAUCAUAGCGCAGCGCGGCAUCACUUAGCAUCGAAACAGAGUAUAUGGUGUUUAGUAAAAGUAAUAUUCUGUGGUGCGUUGCCUUUAAUAACAGCAAACACUUUACAUACUUAAUAA
Messenger RNA from Drosophila hydei, 1701 nucleotides. RefSeq lists its product as uncharacterized. Gene Ontology annotation, cellular component: membrane. Gene Ontology annotation, biological process: transmembrane transport. Gene Ontology annotation, molecular function: transmembrane transporter activity. Lineage: Eukaryota; Metazoa; Arthropoda; Insecta; Diptera; Drosophilidae. Bases 1 to 1446 code for a protein of 481 amino acids. The record is from RefSeq and is a predicted model, not a curated record. The transcript has 2 exons.